Molecule: messenger RNA, 1077 nt
Organism: Penicillium chermesinum
Lineage: Eukaryota; Fungi; Ascomycota; Eurotiomycetes; Eurotiales; Aspergillaceae
Exons: 1
Coding region: 1-1077 (358 amino acids)
Source: RefSeq, a predicted model, not a curated record
AUGGGUGGAUUUUUGGUCGAGCCGCCAGACGUUGAUGAAUACCCCUCUUUUCCAAUUGAUGCCGAACAGCUUUUCCACUUAAUUAAAGAGGAUAUUGUGGAGUAUCCAGCAAUUACGGAGGACGAGAUUGAAGAUAAAAGCAAAUCUGACGGCUUAUCUCGGUCGGUCUCCUCGCAGAAUGGCAUGGAUUCUACUAACAUUCACAGGCUGAUCACGGUAGCCCAAGCGCUCUGGUUCGUUGUCAAUUGCAUCUUUAGAUGGGCGCAAGGCAUAUUUGUUACCACUCUGGAACUCACCACGCUUGCAUUCAUCCUCAUCUCUCUGGUCACAUCUCUCUGCUGGUAUCACAAGCCAAUGGAUGUCGGAAGCGCAGUCACGAUCAAACUAAGAGUCCCGGUGGACGAAAUCAGAUCGCGGAAAGGAGCCCCCGAGAAAUGGUACCAAACGCCGUUAGAUUUCUUGUCGCGCGACGAAUGCUUUCUGAGUGUGUUGUGGCAUUACUACACGCAAAUACUACAUAAUAUGCGGAUUCCGCUGUUCACACGACCUACAAGGAGGCCAUACGACUACAUUCCAAGCCAUGACUUCGUCAAUAUUGACGUGCUAUCGGAGGUCGUGUGCGCCCCGACAAUAAUCCUUUUUUCGUGUUUGUUUAUCGUCGCAUGGAAUUCCGAAUUUCCAUCGCCCACCGAGCAUCUUCUUUGGCGUAUCGCUAGUAUAUCUAUGCUUGUCUUCGGCCUUAUCGGCGGCUUAUUCUCCGUUUACCUCCACCAUGUCGUCUUCGGGAAAGAAAGGAAGCAAGCACGGGAGAAAGGCCUUCCCACAGCCAGCAUCCAGCAGGAAAUACCGAAGCAGGGAUUCCUGCAUCAAAUUGCCUCACGGUUAAGGAAUAUCGACCCGGAGGGAGAUCCACAGCUGGAUGUCCCUAUUCGCGUUUUGAUACCUCUAUCUUCCCUCUGUGCCAUGUAUGUCGUCGCUCGCUUAUACAUACUGGUUGAGGAUUUUAUAGGUCUGAGGCACCUGCCCAAGUCAGCUUUUCAGACGGUGGAGUGGGCUGAUUAUGUGCCUUAUUUGUAG